AAUCUGUCCGACGUCUAAAUCGUUUUUAGAGGAAAAACCGUCAAAUUGGAAAAAUCGUUUCGGGCAAAGGACUGAAACGGAGGAAAAGCAUAUGCUACGCUGUAGAAUUGCAAUCCCCCAGCCAUUACAAAAUGACUAGUGCCAUUAAAAUGGGGGAAGCUUGUAACCUGAAAGAGCGGGAUCGUCGGGAUUACAAGAUUGGAUGGAUCCUAUCGAACCUCACCAAAUUCGCUGUCGAUUCCAACGUCAACAAAGCUCUCAAAGGCGUCACUUGUCAUCAGAAACUUCAUAGGUUUGUGCAAGAGAGUUUGCAGAAUCCACCAACUUCACUUCUCUUGAAUAACUGUAAGAAACCUGAAGUUGAGAAAUUAGCAGAGGAGAUGCAAAUGAAAGUAGAAGACAUGCUGGAAGAUAUGGUAAAGUUAAGGCAGCAAAAUGAGACAUCAGCCAAAUAUAUGGAGGUAACGGAACCUCUGAAGAAGGGACCAAAUGAAGACAGCAGAAAGUUUAGUGUUCUGAAACCUGAGAAGAAGAGAAUUUUCAUUCGUUCUAGGCUUUAAAGUAGAUUGAAUGAUAUCAAGGCCUGAAUCUUAAAAUGGCCAAACCCUGAGCAGACUGCUGGUGAUAAGCCGGAGGAAAGUGAGGAUGACGUCAAGUCAUCAAUAGCUGCAUUGCACCUUUGCAUGUUGUUCUUAGUAGUGCUAUGGAUGAACAAUGCAUAGCUGUACCAUCAUUGGAGUUUGUAUCUUUUCCUGUAUAAAGGGUUUGUCUUUUACAUUGA
This is a messenger RNA of Manihot esculenta (cassava), 781 nucleotides long. RefSeq lists its product as uncharacterized. NCBI's taxonomy places the organism in Eukaryota, Viridiplantae, Streptophyta, Magnoliopsida, Malpighiales, Euphorbiaceae. The record is from RefSeq and is a predicted model, not a curated record. The transcript has 2 exons. Bases 132 to 560 code for a protein of 142 amino acids.